AUGGCCAACUCCUCUCAUGAAGAAAGCGAUGUAGAAAGGGCUGAUCACAACCCCCCAAAUAAUGAUGGGCCCAGAGAGGGUAAUGACAAUGAACAGGAGAAAGGCGUGACCCAGGAGGUACCAAAUGACGAUGAACUUCAGGAGCUGGCUAGAUGUGAUAAGGGGUGGAGGAAGAUAGUGCGAAAAUUUUACGCCAUCAUGGUUCACUGUAAACAUGGGCACUGGCAUAGUCUCAAUUCUCCUAUUUGGCCUCCCAUACAACGGAACAUGGCUUUACUGGAUAUCUGUCUGCAUUUUCGUGCUCAACCUACUCUUGUUCUCAUCCUUUUUGACCAUCUCGAUCCUGCGGUACACCCUCUGGCCAGAAAUUUGGCAUGUGAUGCUCAAGCAUCCUUUUCAGUCGUUAUUCAUUGGGACAUUUCCAAUGGGGUUCGCUACCAUCGUGAUAAUGAUAGCUUUGUUGCCACUAUAUGUGCCAUUUACUUCCCUUUCCUUUUGAUGAUGCCUGAAAAGCCGUCGGAAUUGACCUCGAUGUCGGCGGCAUGGCUGUUGCCCGUUGUUAGUACAAUCGUUGCAGCAGCCGCAGGUGCGGUAGUGGCAGAGACCCUACCGUCUCCACAACUUAGUCUUUGGACAAUAAUAGCUUCGUAUAUUCUCUGGGGACUUGGAUUGUCAUUCUCAAUCAUAAUUCUAGGAGUCUAUUUUGGGAGGCUGGCAUUAUAUAGGUUGCCUCCAAAGUCCAUAAUCCUUAGCACCUGCAUUCCACUUGGGCCAAUGGGCCAGGGAGGCUUUGUGAUCCUGAAACUUGGCGCAGGCGCUCGGAAAUUCUUCCCAAUAAAUAAUACUCUUGAUCCAGCUGCCGGUAAUGUAUUUUACUCGGUAGGGUUUUUGAUUGCCUUGAUUCUUUGGGGGUUUGGGCUCCUAUGGUUGUGCCAUGCAAUCUUGGCUAUUGCUAGUCACAAGAGACUUCCAUUUUCAAUGGGAUGGUGGAGUUCCAUAUUCCCCCUUGGUGUCUUUGCCAAUUGCACGAUACAGAUGUCGAAAGAAAUGCCAUCUCAGUUUUUCAAAGUCCUUAGCACGCGCUCUGCGUUGUGA
Molecule: messenger RNA, 1095 nt
Organism: Paracoccidioides brasiliensis Pb18
Exons: 7
Coding region: 1-1095 (364 amino acids)
Biological process (GO): sulfite transmembrane transport; transmembrane transport
Cellular component (GO): plasma membrane
Molecular function (GO): sulfite transmembrane transporter activity
Source: RefSeq, a predicted model, not a curated record